GUUUGCAUUGCUGCCUUGCAUCCUGGGUGUAUCGACGGCCUUUGCCUUUGGAGGCCAUGGCAGCAACCCUUUUCAGGUGCUCGGCCUUCGAAGCGACGCAGAGGACGACGACGUACGACCGGCCUUCCGCCAGUUGGCCAAGAUCUACCACCCAGACGUGCCGGAGACGGGCGACGAGCAUCGCUUCCGUCGCAUCUCUUGGGCAGCCGAGGAGCUCUCGACUGCAGAGGGCCGGCGUCAGUGGCGGGCUGUGGUUUCAGGCAUCAAGCCUCCGAGGGACCAGGAGGCCGCCGACUUUCCAACUCAAGCAGAAGCUCCCUUUGGUGAAUAUGAGUCACUGGAGGACGAUGCCCCUUGGAUCAAAGAGCCGCUUCUUUCUGUGAGUAGUCCCUUCCUGUGUGCGUGA
Molecule: messenger RNA, 406 nt
Organism: Symbiodinium sp. CCMP2592
Lineage: Eukaryota; Dinophyceae; Suessiales; Symbiodiniaceae
Source: the annotation of a GenBank genome assembly